GUGAAGCGGUUAACCACGCAGCAAGUUAUGACCUCGCGUUUUGACUAAAUGGUUCAUUUUAUCGUCACUAAAAUGUACGGAACACAUUUCAAGAGAUGCCAUUUGUUGACGUGGAUCUAUUUUAUAUAGAGAACAUUUUUUUUAAAAAAAAGUAGUUUUUACGGACAUUCGUAUGAACGUGUAGCACGCGGGGGUCACCGGCUCUUGUAGACGUUCAUACGGUUCAUCUUCACUGCUUUCAGACAUAAUUUAACAUAUUGAAUCCACUAAACCGAGGACAGACGUCGGUUAACGGCGGUGUGGCUGCGCAGAUAAGUAGCGGAAGGACGGAGGCUGAGAGGUUGACAUGAACCCACCGAAGCGACUCUGCACCACAGAAAAUGAAAGGAAGGAAGGAUGGCAGGAGGAGGAGGAAGAGGAGGAGGAGGAGGAGGAGAGGACUGCAGUGGAUGUGAGUAUUAUCAUGCCAAUGUACAACGCAUCCUGUUGGCUGGAUGAAUGUCUGCAGGCCAUAUUACACCAAGACUUUACUGGAACCAUGGAGCUCUCGGUCUUCGACGAUGCAAGCACCGAUGACUCGAGGAAAGUGGUGCAGGGCUGGAGGGAGAGGCUGGAGGCGAGGGGCAUCUCAGUGGUGAUCUCCGGCCACAACUCUGCACAACCCCGAGGAGUGGGAUAUGCAAAGAAUAAAGCAAUAUCUCAGAGUUGUGGACAGUACUUGUGCUUUCAGGAUGCGGAUGACGUUAUGUUGCCUGAAAGGGUUGGUCUGCAGUAUGAGGAGUCUCUCCUCCACCCAAACUCUCUGAUUGGCUGUAAAGUUCAGAGGGUUCCCGAGGGAUCUACGGAGCGCUACACUCGCUGGAUCAACACAAUCACUCAGGAUCAGCUCAUCACACAGGUGUACACGUCUCAUGGGCCCACAGUUGUCAUGCCGACAUGGUUCUGCUCGAGGAGCUGGUUCCUGAAGGUUGGACCGUUUGACGAGGGAGGCAAGGGAGUCCCGGAGGACUUGCUUUUCUUCUACCAGAGUAUGCGACAAGGAGGGGGCGUGGCCAGAGUCGACCAGUGCCUGCUGGUGUACCGUUACCACGAGAAGGCCACCACACACUCUGUAACAGAGGAAACUAUUUGGAAGCUGCGAGUGGACUUCCUGCAGGAGAGAGUUCUCAGCCAAUGGGAGAGCUUCACCAUAUGGAACGCUGGGAAACAGGGCCGGAAGCUGUACCGCUACCUCAGUCCGACCAAUCAGAGGAAGGUGAAGGCUUUCUGUGAUGUCGAUGAGAACAAGAUCCAGAAAGGCUUUUACACAUAUGAGGAAUCCCAGCAAAGACCUAAGCCAAAAAUCCCAGUUGUACACUACAAAGACGCCUCCGCCCCUUUCAUUAUCUGUGUUAAACUGGACAUGACUGGAGGCAUUCUGGAGGAAAACCUCAACUCUUUGCAGCUAAAGGAAGGAAUAGAUUUCUACCAUUUCAACUGACUGCUCAGAGCGAUGGAGAAGACAAGAGGAGCCCUGCAGCUAAGAGGAAUGCAGGGGACUGCGCGAUAGGCAGGUGAUAACAGGAAGAGUGACCUGAAACUGGGACAGAGAUAAUACCACAGCAAAGGAAAGAGGAGGUUAUAGUGUCUUUUUAAGUGUUAAAAGAUGCCUUUUAUGUGUGGGAAAGAAUGAGAACGUUUUUAAGUUUUACUUGGAAAAGUUGAUGAAACGUCUGAUAAAGGCACAACAGUUCAUCCUACAGCACUGUGGUUCAAUACCACUCUCAUGUCUGUCCAUUGGAUAUAAAGCUACAGCCAGAAGACAUUAGCCUAGCUUAGCACAGAGACUGGAAACGGGGGGGAAAACAUCUAGCCUGGCUCUGUCCAAAGGUAACUAAAUGCACCUAGCAGCACUUCUGAAGCUCACUAAUUAACACGUUAUAUAAUGUUUGUUCAAUACAAUGACAAUUUGCCAUUUUAUUAGGGGUUAUGUAUUUCUUGGUCAUCCACAGUAACUCCAGUUUUUUGGUCCUUUUUACACAUGUUAAUUAGCUUUAGAGGUACUGGUAGCUCGGAUUUUGUUACUUUAGCCUGAGUCAACUAGUUGUGUCGGAAAAAUCCGCUGUGGCGAGAACAGCAAAACACACCAUGAAAGCGUCCUAUAAAUGCUGACCACCUACCUAUAACGAACCAGAGACACUUCCUCAUGAACCCAACAUCAAUAAACAGGGAGGAAUUAAACUGAAGUUAAAUGUGUCAAUAGGUCUACCGCAGCUGAUAAAUUAAAUGACCGUUUGUGGGCAAGUGCUGACUUGUACUGUCAAGAAAACCUCUUGGAAAAUGAUUUCUUAAAAAGACUGGGAACCAUGAUUGAUGUUUAGGGUAAUAAAAGUAACCAUAAUCGGACUCAGAGGGUAUUGGCACUACAGCUAUUUAUCAUGCAAGAGGACAUGGUGAUUGCCAGUGUAGACCAUUGGAGAAAUUAAAAGUUAUUGUCUUUUCUAA
This is a messenger RNA of Dicentrarchus labrax (European seabass), 2484 nucleotides long. It is a transcript of the gene b3gntl1, whose product is annotated as UDP-GlcNAc:betaGal beta-1,3-N-acetylglucosaminyltransferase-like 1. The coding region runs from base 347 to 1480 and encodes 377 amino acids. The record is from RefSeq and is a predicted model, not a curated record. NCBI's taxonomy places the organism in Eukaryota, Metazoa, Chordata, Actinopteri, Moronidae. The transcript has 12 exons.